Messenger RNA from Sycon ciliatum, 3866 nucleotides. RefSeq lists its product as uncharacterized. Lineage: Eukaryota; Metazoa; Porifera; Calcarea; Leucosolenida; Sycettidae. The transcript is spliced from 7 exons. The coding region runs from base 1 to 2247 and encodes 748 amino acids. The record is from RefSeq and is a predicted model, not a curated record. Gene Ontology annotation, molecular function: calcium ion binding.
AUGGAUUCGGCCUACCUCAUUGGCUCAACAGGUCAAUGUAUUACUACAAAAAGGCCAGAAAACCCGAUUACUGUAUUAAAAUCAUACCGCGACGAUGGGCUGGCAGUGUUCCGGAACGUAUCGGGACCGGAAGUGGACAGGAUCAGAAAGGACAUGACCAAAGUUUUCAACAGCCUAGGACUAAAAAUUACCAUCCAGGCAAACCUGAAAUCAGUCGACUUCCUAGACAUCACGCUGAACCUACGCACUGGCAAAUACCGUCCAUAUCGGAAACCCAACGACCGGCCACUGUAUGUCCAUCACAAAUCCAACCACCCACCAAUUAUCAUCCAGAACUUGCCCUCUUCCAUCAGCCGACGACUAACGGACAUAUCAACGGAUGAGGAGACAUUCCAGGACGCAUCUCAAAUGUACAACAAUGCGCUCAGAGACAGCGGGUACAAUGAGACCGUCCAGUUCUUGGAGGAACGGAAGAGUGGGAAAAGGAAGAGACUAAGGAAGAGACACCGGAAUAUCACAUGGUUUAACCCACCGUUCAGUAAGAAUGUGUCCACGAACAUCGGUCAGCGAUUCCUGCAACUCGUCAGCAAGCACUUCCACAAGGGUUGCAAAUUAUACAAGAUAUUUAACCGGAACACGCUAAAGUUCAGUUACAGUUGCAUGCCAAAUGUCGCCACCAUCAUCAAGCAACACAACAAUAGUAUCCUCCGCAGCGACCACCAGAAUAAGACCAAGGAUGUGAGAACCUGCAACUGCCGUGUCAAAAAUGAUUGCCCCUUGGAAGGAAACUGUCUAGCAUCGAGCAUUGUGUACAGGGCACAUGUAACCGACAGCGACAUGAAGGAGUACACUGGAUUAACCGAAGGGACAUUCAAGACACGAUUCAAUGGUCAUCAACAUACUAUUCGCCACAAGAAGCACGAGACCUCAACGAGACUGUCCAGACACAUCUGGAGACUGAAGGAUGAAAACAAACCUUACAGUAUCAGGAGGGAUCUGUCAUUCACGAAUCUGAGUACGUUACCCGUGAACUUAUUUGUGACUAACAGAAAGUUGCAGCGCCUUUAUAUUUUAGAUACCCAAAUCACUCUGGAUUUGGCGAGCGCAUGUGCUCUUGGUGUUGCGGAAGAAAUACUCAGACAAAACAGGGGUAGAAUCCGUGGAGGUCCUCCUUUGGAGUGGUUUGCCAAAAGCUUGGUAGACCGAUGCAAUGGUAGUUCUACGUUUCAAUGUCACACCAACAAUGGAACGGCUGAUUUCUUUUGCCAAUGUCCCACUGGACGCGUGUAUAACGGUAUUGACUGUGUCAACACUUCGAGUUGCGAUCCUGAUGAUCGUUCCCAGUCAUGCAACAAGUAUCCAGUUUGUCCGUUUAACAACCAAUCCUUCACGUACGAAUGCAGCUGCAGGACAGGACUAAAACUCGUCAAGCAUCUCUGUGAACUUGCGAAUGAGUGCUCAGAAGGGACGCACACGUGUGACGUCAAUUCCUACUGUACCAACACGUUUGCUAACUUCACGUGCAAUUGUAAACAGGGCUACGCAGGAGACGGCCUGUUGUGCGUUGAUGUCGAAGAAUGCAGAGCAGCUAAUGCAAAUUGCGGCAGCAACAGCAGAUGUGUCAACUCACUGGGAAGCUACUUCUGCGCAUGCACAGCAGGAUUCAUUCGGUCAAAGCCCCCUUCAAUCAUUGGUGACACAGACUGUGUCAAUGCUAACGAAUGCCACUCACAGCCGUGUGGAACGGGUGCUAGCUGUGUCGACACGCCGGGGUCAUACUAUUGCCAGUAUACUAGUACUGGCUUAGGAAUUCCGGAUGAAGGCGACACACAGCUCUCUGGGCUCUCGAUUGCAUUAUUUGCGAUUUGUGGUGUGCUCUUGGUUGCGGCACUUGUACUGUCCGUGCUUCUGGUCAAGGCGAGGCGUUCUGUUCGCAGGUCAAUCAUCACGCACACCAAGGCCCGAGGUGCCAGAUGCGGACACCAAUCUCGGCAAACCUCUGAGAGACAGUGCCAGAUGAAUCCUUGCAGUGAGGAGCAAUGCACUGAGACCAAUCUCAGGAUGAUGCCGAAUCCUACAACAACCGGAGCUGCAAGCAGCAACUUCGAUACCACCUACGAGUCUGCCGAGGCGGUGAGACAUCUUGUGGAUAACGAAGCGUACGGUGUGGCUGAAAGCCUGAGCACUGUUCCUGGUGGCCAACGCAGUGCUGCACAAACAGCCGAUACUCUUUACGAAUGUUUGUGAUUCACUCACGUGAUCACGUCACUUCACCUCAGGUAAUCCCAGUAUCAUUCGAAGCCUGACCUUUCUUUUAAAAUACACCUACACCAACUAUUGCCAAACGCACUGAGCAACGCAACACAGUUCUCCAUCAGUACUCUUGCCCCUAAAGCAGACAAUUCGCAACAGUUCCAUCGUCAAAGAUUUGCAAUAACAUGUGAUGCAGCACGCAAUAGAAACAGAAAACAAACCAAAAAAAUCACAUUUUGGCCUCAUCUAUACAUGUACUUUGUCUUCUUCCCGCUCAUAUUGGUUUGACGUAGCUGUUGGCCACACUGCACGUCGCCUUUGUUUGCGAAUUGUCGGCACUGUCUUACACCUGAUAGUAAUGUGUAAAGUGUUCCUGCAAGGCAUGCAUCUUUGAUUUAUCACAUCUCGUACUCAUCCUCGCUGUUUGCCUCUUACUUUUCACAGUAGUCUGCGACAUUGAGGUCGGCAGGGCAGCCUGGCCCCGCCACCACUUCUCGCACAUAUUCGGCAAUAUAGUGGACUUUCGUAUAAAAAAAAUUAAAAAAAGAUCAAUUGUCAUAAAUGUCCCCCCGUAUUCAUUCUCACAACAUAAACUUCGAUUGUCACGCGCAUUGCAUCUGAUGUCAUCACAGGUAAUUGAUCAGUGACGUCAACAGUUACUGUUGUCUUUUUCUGCAUCUGCUGCCCGCAUUUUCUUGGUGUUACUUCAAGUAGUACUAGUAGGAUUCCCUCGGAAGCUGAGACGAAUACUCACAUCUUUGAAACGUUUUUCAAGCUUUGCUGCUUCUCAUUAUCUUUGUACCUUUGCCUUUGGUUUUUCUUCGCAUCCUCCGGUCUAUGGAUAGCCAAUUUGCCACCGAUCGCUUCUUUUUUCUCCCAUUGGAUCAACCUCUUUUGCGUUAAACAAACGAGUAAAAAAAGCACGCAUAUGUAGACUUCAUGCCCACAUCCUCAUAGCUUAUCAUUGUGUUAUUAGAAUUGGAUCGUUUCACUUUGCUUUUUCCCGAACACAUGAUUCAAUCGUGCCAAUUUUAUUGAUUAUUGACUUUACGGUGUUCAUUUUACUACAUGCAUAGUCUCGGCAUUGUAAUGGUGAAGGAGACCCUGGUUCUUUUCCCGCUGGAACGCCUGUUCCGUACCCAUUGCUGCAUUCAGCACAUUUUGUUCCGAUUUUAAUGUGGAUACUCGUCCACUUUCCACUGUUGUAUUCUUCAAAUUUCUUUUCAGACUUUGCCUCCUUGCUUUAAUGCAGAUUUCUGGCUGAACAAUAUUGCCGAAAUGGUAGCUUCUUCGCAUUCUGCAUUAUUACAUUCGCCUGUGUUAACACCAUUGGGCAUCAGUUGUAAACCAUAAUGAAGCAUUUUUCCGGUGUUCAGCACGAGCACCAAUACACUGAGCCAAUGCUCCAGCAGCAUUAACGUUUCGUGUCUUAUUUUCGCCUUGCGUACGCCCACUUUCAAUGGCUCUGUGAUUUUUGUCGUUUCGCUCCUUUGCAUUUCUUGCCUUGGUUUUUGAUAAUUUUCACGCCUGUGAACGGCCACGUCUAAUUAUUUGCGUUAGCCUAUUCAGCACAUUGCAAGCUGUGAACUCAAAGAAAAACACUUUCACCGUAA